Pistacia vera is the source of this 1212-nucleotide messenger RNA. Its product is annotated as grpE protein homolog 1, mitochondrial. The transcript has 6 exons. Gene Ontology annotation, cellular component: PAM complex, Tim23 associated import motor. The record is from RefSeq and is a predicted model, not a curated record. Gene Ontology annotation, biological process: protein folding; protein import into mitochondrial matrix. Bases 80 to 1027 code for a protein of 315 amino acids. Lineage: Eukaryota; Viridiplantae; Streptophyta; Magnoliopsida; Sapindales; Anacardiaceae. Gene Ontology annotation, molecular function: adenyl-nucleotide exchange factor activity; protein-folding chaperone binding; protein homodimerization activity.
CUUUCUCUCUAAAACCCUAACUAUAUUUAUAUUCCUAUUUUGCCCCUUCAAGGCAUUCUCUUCUUCUUCAUCUUCUGCGAUGUUGGCAUCUAGGGUUUUGUCACGCGUCUCUAGGAGUGUGGGCCGACGGUCCUUGCUUCUUGUGUCUUCUGCGAAGGAGCAACAGUUACCAAUGAUCUCCAAUCAGUUAAACUCUCUUGUUCAUGAGACUCCUAACGAGUUUGUUGCAAGUCAGGUGUCUCUUUUUCAUCACUCAGCACUCAGUUCAUCCCCGUUUCAUCGUUUUGGGUUCUCAUCUGCAUCGCCUGAACAUAAAGAAAAGGAACAAGGGAGUGCUGCAGAAAAUAAUGGUGUCGAGUGCGGAGAUGCUAAAGCUUCUGAUAAUGUGGAGGAUACAGGAAGAACAGAAGUUAAUGAUCAAACAAAAGAAUCAGAUUCGGAGAGUGAGAGUAAGAGUGAUCUAUCGAGGGAGGAUCUGGUCGAACUUUUGAAGGAGAGAGAGGAACUUCUGAAGGCAAAGCACAAAGAGACGGAGGAUAUGAAAGAUAAAGUUCUUCGUACUUAUGCUGAAAUGGAGAAUAUCAAGGAGAGAACAAGACGUGAAGCAGAGAAUUCGAAAAAAUUUGCCAUUCAGAAUUUUGCAAAGAGUCUACUGGAUGUUGCAGACAAUUUGGGAAGAGCUUCUUCAGUUGCCAAAGAAAGUUUCUCAAAGAUUGAUGCCCGUAAUGAUGCUACUGGGUCAGCACAACUUCUAAAAUCGCUUCUUGAAGGUGUUGAAAUGACUGAGAAACAGUUGGGAGAGGUAUUAAAAAAGUUUGGAUUGGAGAAAUUUGAUCCUACGAACGAGCCAUUUGAUCCACACCGGCAUAAUGCGGUGUUCCAAGUACCAGAUAAUUCUAAGCCACCCGGGACAGUUGCUCACGUUCUAAAGUUAGGAUACACUCUCUACGAACGAGUUAUUAGGCCAGCUGAAGUUGGUGUUACUCAAGCUGUGGAAGAUAAUGCUGCUGAGAAGAAAGAGGCUUGAAGACGAAGGCUCCGCCGCUUGAAGAAGAUAUUGCUUGGAGUAGUCACACAACAUAUCAUCUAAAAUUUUGCCUUUGUCCUUAUGAGAAAGCUGAAGAACAAAAUUUUUGUGCUCCCUUUUCAAUUUUUUGUUGCUGAUACAUAAAUUUUAAUGAUGCAAGAUUGCAUUUUGUGCAUUAUUAACUA